Molecule: messenger RNA, 2218 nt
Organism: Amoebophrya sp. A25
Lineage: Eukaryota; Dinophyceae; Syndiniales; Amoebophryaceae
Source: the annotation of a GenBank genome assembly
UAAGGAAGAACGAAGCGGCCGCGACUGGAGGGGCGCGGCUCCAGCAACGCGCAAGGAGGCGAGGGCGCCUGGAGUGUUCUGCGAUUCAUUGACUGACUCACCGCGCACAAAUCGGAUAGCGCUUCGACCGAGUAAGUUGGCUGACCUUGAAAGAGAGAGAAACUUAGCUAAGUAACCGCUGGCUUUCGCUCGUUUGUCUGUCGGUCAGUCUUUAGUUUUUAUAUGUUUUGCCUCGGGCUUCUCUGCGAGUGCUGUGUGUUCUUUGGAGGUGUGUGAGUGAGUACAUUUAUACUAUAAGCGAGGGGAAAGCGUGCGGCCAACGCGUUGGCAGUAUGAGUUUACAGGUGGGCUCGUUGGCUGAUAGGUUCGCUGCGUUCUGUCAGUCUUGCUCCUUUCUUUGUUGUCUUUGCUUAGAGUGCUACGCGCCUUGUGUAUCUACGUACGAAAAGAGCGGCGACACGGUGAGAGAGAGAGUGAGAGCGACCCGCCGAGAGUGAGAAGGCAGAGCGCGCGAGCGUCCAGAGAUGUCAGCCGGUGGGUGCUCCCCCCUGUGAAGUGUUGCGCCGAUCGCCUUCCACCUUCGUCCUUUGUUGUCUCUUUAGAAUUCGCGCGGCCAGGACCUUGAACUGUCAUCGAAAAAAGUAAGGACUUCGCAAGAAUAAAAAUGGGCCCCGAUUUGAUGGGUUCCGCUUGGUCAUGUUUCAGGGUAAUUGAAGGUUACAAGGAUGGCCAAGCACUCCAGUGGGCAGCUGUUGCGUUGCGAUGCGACAAGAAAACUGUGAUGAAAGCCGUGGAGCAGAAUGGAAGCGCACUGUUUUGGGCAGCUGAUGCACUGAAACGCGACAAGGAGACUGUCACGAAAGCCGUGGAGCAGCAUGGAAAAGCACUCCAGUGGGCAGCUGGUGCGUUGCGAUGCGACAAGAAAACUGUGAUGAAAGCCGUGGAGCAGAAUGGAAACGCACUGUUUUGGGCAGCUGAUGCACUGAAACGCGACAAGGAGACUGUCACGAAAGCCGUGGAGCAGUGUGGCCACGCGCUUAGGUGGGCAGAUGAUGAACUGACACGCGACAGGGAGGUCGUCGCAAAAGCCGUUGAGCAGGAGGGCUACGCACUCGAGUGGGCAGAUGAUGUAAUGAAAUGCAACAGUUAAGGGUUACCACAUUGCAUUCUUCACUACCAUCCUUGACUUUUUUUCCAGUAGGAAAAGGGUCAGGGAUGACCUGAAGAAUGUAAUGUCGCAACCUCUAAAACAGGGAAAUCGUUAUGAAAGCUGUGGAGCAGAAUGGUGUGGCUCUCCAAUUUGCCGGUGGCGGAUUGAGAGGAGAUGCGGGCGUCGUCAUGAAAGCUAUUGAGAACAAAUCCCAGGCCCUGGCGUAUGCAGCUCGUGAAAUACUAGACGGGCAGGGCCACAGAGAAAUCUUCGCGAGGGCAGUUGAACGCGACGGCUGGGCUCUCGGGUUCCUCGCAGAGAGAGGGGGGAACUCUGCGUGGGUGUGCGACGAUCGCGACAUUGUCUUGAAAGCCGUUCAGACUGAUGGCUCCGCUAUACGGUGUGCAGCUCCAGCAUUGCGCAAAGACAGGGAGAUUGCCAUGGCGGCUGUUGGGCAGGACGGCAGCGCUCUUGAGUGGCUAGAUGAUGCACUGAAGCGCGACAAAGAGAUUGUCACGAAGGCUGUAGCACAAGAUUACGGCGCAGCUCGAUACGCACCUUGCGAAUUGCUAGAGGAUGGAUAUUUCUUCAGACUGAUGCGGCGACUUCUUACCUAAGUAGCAAAGGCGUCACUUUCCUCAUGUAGCCGUUGGCUGUAGAAGAAAAUGCACACUAUGUUUACUUGUAACCGUCUUCUGCGUGGUGGUUCGGUGGUUCCUUUCCGUGCCUCCCGAUCUCAGAAAGCUAGUAGAGUGUUGCAACUAGGAAUUUGUAUUUGUUGAAGCCCCUACUGAAUACGACAGAAGUUCAAAAAUUAAAUUUGUUUUUAUCUUUGGUGUGAAUCCUUCAUGGUCCUCUAAGGCCAACUACGAAAUGUAAGACGGAAUAUCAGACACCUUGUGUUUAUCUCUGUCUACAAGGAGAAGUUUCUGGUAUAAAUGAUGAUGAUAGACAGCAGUAUAUGAUUGCGCCUUCCUCUAUGAUCGCUGAUAACAAUUUUUAGUUACCAAAACACAAAGCAAAAGCGUGGGGUUGGUGGUGGGAUCUUCGGAGUGAUGCCUGAUCGAU